This is a messenger RNA of Glycine soja, 2717 nucleotides long. RefSeq names its product probable galacturonosyltransferase 13. The record is from RefSeq and is a predicted model, not a curated record. Lineage: Eukaryota; Viridiplantae; Streptophyta; Magnoliopsida; Fabales; Fabaceae. The transcript has 6 exons. Gene Ontology annotation, molecular function: polygalacturonate 4-alpha-galacturonosyltransferase activity. Bases 524 to 2128 code for a protein of 534 amino acids.
UCCAUAAACAUAGGACCUACCUAAAAUUAACAGCAGAAAACAAUGUCCUAGUAGUUCCUAAUCUCAAGGUCAAACACUCACCGCACGUUUCUCUCUCCUCCUUCUCUCACACACAGACACACACAGAUACUCUCUUUUCUCUCUCUCUCUAACCCAACACGGUUUUGACUAACAAACAGAAGGUUUUCAUAUUUUUCAUAAUUUUCCGGAAAUAGAAAACAUAAUUUCUCUCUCUGUGUUGGGUGUGUCUCUGUUUCUCUCUCUCUCUCCGUUGUUGUUGUUGAUCCAUGGAAGAGGAACUUCAGAACCCAGAAGAAAGUUGAAACCUUUGGGCUAAACUCCGAUACCCAAUUGGCUGAAAGCUCCAAUGCGGUGUUGUUGGAGGAGGAGACCCUCCUUGAAGAAGGAAAAUCGUGGAUCUGAUGAUGGUGGGGACAUGGGUGAUGAAGAUGGUUUCAGGUGGUUGUAGGGUUGUUGUGGGGGGCAACGAUCCGGUGGUGGUGCGGCAGCAGCAUAGACGACGAUGCAGCUUCACUUCUCGCCUAGCAUGAGAAGCAUCACGAUAUCGAGCAAAAAUGGGUUUAUUGACUUGAUGAAGAUCAAGGUCGCAGCUUGCCACAUUUCCUAUCGAACCCUCUUCCACACCAUCCUCAUCCUCGCUUUCUUGUUGCCCUUUGUCUUUAUUCUCACUGCUCUUGUUACCCUUGAAGGUGUCAACAAGUGCUCCUCAUUCGAUUGUUUAGGUAGGCGGUUGGGACCAAAGCUUCUUGGUAGGGUUGAUGAUCCGGCGCAGAGACUAGUUAGAGAUUUUUACAAUAUCCUUAACGAAGUAAAGACUAGGGAAAUUCCAUCUGCUCUAGAGCUUCCGGAUUCAUUUGAUCAACUGGUUUCUGAUAUGAAGAGCAAUCAAUAUGAUGCGAAAACGUUUGCAUUCAUGUUAAGGGGAAUGAUGCAGAAAUUUGAGAGAGAAAUCAGAGAAUCUAAAUUUUCAGAGCUGAUGAAUAAACAUUUUGCAGCAAGUUCAGUUCCUAAAGGGAUUCAUUGUCUGUCUUUGCGUUUGACUGAUGAAUAUUCGUCAAAUGCCCAUGCACGCAAACAACUGCCUCCUCCAGAAUUACUACCUACACUGUCUGACAACUCUUACCAUCAUUUUAUUGUUUCAACGGAUAACAUCUUGGCUGCUUCGGUAGUUGUUACUUCUACUGUGCAGUCAUCUCAGAAACCUGAGAAUAUAGUCUUCCAUGUCAUCACUGACAAAAAAACUUAUGCUGGUAUGCACUCAUGGUUUGCUCUAAAUCCAGCCACUCCUGCUAUAGUUGAGGUCAGAGGCAUUCACCAGUUUGACUGGUUGACGAGAGAAAAUGUUCCAGUACUUGAAGCAGUAGAAAAUCAAAAUGGGAUCAGGAAUUACUACCAUGGGAAUCAUUUUGCGGGAACCAAUCUCAGUGAUACCAAUCCAUAUAAAUUUGCCUCAAAAUUGCAGGCUAGAAGUCCAAAGUAUAUAUCUUUACUCAACCAUCUCCGCAUUUACAUACCCGAGCUUUUCCCAAACCUUGACAAGGUGGUUUUUCUGGAUGAUGAUGUUGUAGUUCAACGUGACUUGUCUCCACUCUGGGAAAUUGAUAUGAAUGGAAAAGUUAAUGGAGCUGUGGAAACUUGCAGAGGGAACGAUCAGUGGGUAAUGUCUAAGCAUUUUAGGAACUACUUCAAUUUUUCCCAUCCCCUCAUUGCAGAACAUUUGGAUCCUGAUGAGUGUGCUUGGGCUUAUGGGAUGAAUUUAUUUGAUCUGCGUACGUGGAGAACAACAAACAUAAGAGAGACAUAUCAUACCUGGCUGAAAGAGAAUCUAAGGUCGAACCUGACGAUGUGGAAGCUUGGAACCCUACCCCCUGCUUUGAUUGCAUUCAAAGGUCAUGUUCACCCAAUUGACCCCUCUUGGCACAUGCUUGGCUUGGGUUAUCAGAACAAAACCGACAUCGAGAGUGUGAGGAAGGCUGCUGUUAUUCAUUUCAAUGGCCAGUCAAAACCGUGGCUGCAAAUUGGCUUUGAUCAUCUUAGGCCAUUUUGGAACAAGUAUGUCAAUUAUACAAAUGAUUUUGUUAGGAACUGUCACAUCUUGGAUUCAUAGUCUGCCAUGAGAUGCACUAUGGUUAGAAAGAAAAAGUGCAUGAAUUCGAAAGGGACGAGUAAAUACAUGUUUCAUCUAAAAUUUUGCGGCUUGAGAAGGAAAUAUAAAAUUGGUUGAGAGGGCAAAGUGAUCAGUACAUAGUGGGUGGAAAAUUUGCUGCCACCCCCUAACAUUUUUGCACACACAAUUGCCAUCCUGGCAUGGCCUUAAGAAUCAAACAGUCUUGUGACAUACAAACACGUCCUAUAUUUUUGGUUGGUGAAAGGAUAUACUAUUAUUGGUCUUAUGUGGGGCUACUAUAUCAAAAAUUCCUUAGUGAAUGUUGGAGAAUAAACUGAAUGCUGAAGAUAAAAAAGGGUCAUGGUCAUGCACCUGUGUCAUCAAACUAGUUCGUUGUUGAGAACACAAGUGCUACUAAGAUAGUUUAAUUUGUGAGGUUCCCCCACUAGUGCAGUGUUUUCCCCCCAUCCUUUUUUAGUUUGUUAAUUUUUGUUAGCAUCAAUUUUUACGUUCACCCUAUUGGAUUUGAUAUCAUGAUGGUGAAUUGUAGGAGCAGUAGUUCAUAUGAGAUUGCUUUGUUACAGGUCCA